AUGGGCAUGAUUCUGCUCCCUGUUUUCACCCUCCUGUUACUGAUUUGUUUCUGCAACUCCAAGGAUCGCCUAACACCUGCAAAGCCACUCUCCAUCGACGACAGGCUCAUCUCAAAUGAUAGCAUCUUUGCUCUUGGCUUCUUCUCCCCGAAAAACUCAACUGCAAACUCAUAUGUCGGCAUAUGGUACCACAACAUCCCCGAGCGAACAUAUGUGUGGGUCGCAAACCACGACAGCCCUAUCACUGGCAGCUCCUCUGACUCCAAAGGAAGCACUCUUUGGACAACCACGAACAACAUCACCACUGAAGCCACCGGAGCUGCUGCCAUGCUGCUGGACUCUGGGAACUUGGUUAUCAGGUUGCCGAAUGGCACAGAUAUAUGGCAGAGCUUCCAUCACCCAGUCGACACCAUUCUCCCAAAUAUGAGUUUACAGCUGAGCAACAACAACAACCUCUCCACGCACCUCGUUGCCUGGAGAGCCCCUGAUGACCCAUCUACGAGUGACUACUCCUUGGGUGGUGACUCAAGCCUCCAGAUCCUCGUUUGGAAUAGGACGAGGCCAUACUGGCGCAGGGCUGCGCUGGAUGGUGUAUUGGUCUCUGCCAUGUAUCAGAGGGAAUCAGGUCCCAUCAUGUCCCAAACAAUUGUCAACAGAGGUGGUGAGUUUUACUUGACGUACACUGUCUCUAACGGCUCACCAGGCAUGCGCAUGGUGCUGCACUACAUGGGCAUGGUGAAAUUCCUGGCGUGGAACAACAACUCAUUAGCUUGGGAGGUUUUCUUUGAGCGGCCCGGUCCUAGCUGUGACUGCUAUGCUUCAUGCGGCCUGUUUGGCUAUUGUGAUACCACGCAUGCAGUUGCGACAUGCAAGUGCCUUGAUGGAUAUGAAUCUAUUGGUCUUGACUUUUCCCUAGGAUGUCAGAGAAAGAAGCAGCUGCAUUGUGGUCAAGGAGAUAGUUUCGUUACCUUGCUUAACAUGAGGACUCCCGACAAGUUCAUGGUCAGCUCACUACUACCAGUUUUGCUCUCCCUACUUUAG
This is a messenger RNA of Triticum dicoccoides, 1041 nucleotides long. Its product is annotated as S-locus-specific glycoprotein S6-like. The transcript is spliced from 2 exons. Gene Ontology annotation, biological process: recognition of pollen. Bases 1 to 1041 code for a protein of 346 amino acids. NCBI's taxonomy places the organism in Eukaryota, Viridiplantae, Streptophyta, Magnoliopsida, Poales, Poaceae. The record is from RefSeq and is a predicted model, not a curated record.